AUGGUUCUAAAAAUAUAAGAUUUCUGUCAGAAAAAGACGUUGACUAGACUUCUAACAAUAAAUAACCCAUUAAAUCAGAAUAGAAUUAAGAUUAUAAUGACGGCUAUCUUGUAAUUAUACUAUUAAUUUGUCUCUUUUUGCUCAUCUGUGUUUGUGGAACAAUCAUAGAAGUUAGCAGAAGAAAGAAAGUUAAAAAAGAAAUUAAAUAGAAAUUAUUAUAAGAAACACCUCAUUCACUAUAAUCCAACAUCAAAAUACUAAAUAGUAUCUAAGUUUAGUUUUAAUAUUCUUUAUGGAAGUUAACCAGCUUCAAUUUUAAGAAUUAAUCUACUCAAAAAAUACUAAGAUUCUAGCCAAUUUUUAUAUCUCAUAAUAAACUUGAGCUUUAAAUUAAAUUGGAAUAAGAUCAUUAUCCUUGGUCAGCUGAANUUAGCAUUAUUUAGUGCUACUUUCCCAUAAGAAAUUAUUGAAUUAAGUAAAUAGUUUUUGAGAGAAGGAACAGCUAAGAUUUUGGUUAAAAAAGAAUAAUUGACAUUAGAGGGUAUUAGAUAAUUCUACAUUGCAAUCCAACAAGAAGAUCAAAAAUUCAAAGUUUUGGUUGAAUUGUAUAAAAAUUUAACAGUUUCUUAAUCAAUAUUAUUUUGCAAUUCCAAAAAAACCGUUGAUGAUUUGUAUGAUAAAUUGACUACUGAAGGUUUUACUGUAAGUAAAAUACAUAGUCAAAUGGAAUAAAAAGAAAGAGAAUAAGUAAAUUAAUUGUAUAUAAAUUAGGUUAUGCAAGAAUUCAAAAAAGGUGCUGCCAGAAUACUUGUUUCAACAGAUCUUAUGGGUAGAGGAAUUGAUGUACAAUAAUUAUCAUUAGUCAUCAAUUAUGAAUUCCCAAGAUUAAAGGAACAAUAUAUCCAUAGGUAAUAAUAUUGAAAUCUAUUAUUUUAGAGUUGGAAGAGCUGGUAGAUAUGGUAGAAAGGGAGUUGCCAUUAAUAUGGUAGCACAAUAAGAAGCUAAUCUCUUGUUAGAAGUUGAAAAAUAUUACAACACUAAAAUUGAUGAAAUGCCCAAAGACUUAGCAGAAGUAGAAAAAGAAUUAAGUUGAA
Paramecium pentaurelia is the source of this 1094-nucleotide messenger RNA. The record is from the annotation of a GenBank genome assembly. Lineage: Eukaryota; Ciliophora; Oligohymenophorea; Peniculida; Parameciidae.